AAGAGCUGAGAAGACGGCUCCAGGACCACCUAGCAGCCAAAGGAAAGCCGGAACGCCCAAGUGCAAAACCUUUUUUAAAGGACCAGAAGAAUUGCCUGAAUCUACCCUUAGAACCAGCUUCUAAACCAGAGCAUGUUGACCGGAACAAGAAGGAUGUUCUCAGAAACGUGGUGAAGGGUGCUCAGAGGGAUGGCACCAAAACCACACAGCGCACUGGCCACGCUGCUCAGCAUCAUUCCAGUACAUCCCAGAGAGCAGCGGCGGUGCGCCCAGAGCAGCCGAAGCGGAGUGCAAAGCUCCCUGUGGGGCUUGUGCCCAGCGUAAGCCGCUCUGUGCAGCCCAGAGGGAGGCUCCCGACUUCAGCCUCUGGUCACCUAAAUCCAGAAAGGACCAAGAAGCCUGCGCAGGAGACUGUCACCGCUGCAGCACCUCAGACUGGAAGAGACCACCCCCCUCCUGGGGCACCUUGCUCCCUAAAUGAGGACCUGCAGGACAGGCUGGUCUGCAACAAAGAAAAUGUCCGAACACAAGCCUCUACACACCCGGUGCUGAACGGGGGUUUUCAGUCCGGUGGCAGCAGUCUCGGGAACAAGAGAGUCUUGGCUCACGGGCAAAGCUCGGUCACAAUGUCAAGAACCGUCACAGGCCCAAAGGACAGAAUGAAGAGCUGCCAGACUAAAGAAGAGCCGAUUCAGGAUAAAUUCAGGAAAACCCUGCCAGGCUCAAAGAGCGUGUCUCAAAAACCAAGUAUCAAAACUCAGCCGUUGCAGCCCCCUCGGCCACUUACUGCUUCUACUAAUUUGCUACAUAAAAAGCCAGGGGCAAACCAGGAAAACACCAACACAGCACGGCAACCCACAGGAAAGCCACUCGGCAUGCUGCCAGCGGGAAGGCUUCAGCACCACAGUAGACCCCCUCAAAUGAAAAGAUCUCCCACAAAGGCCCUGGCCUUCAGCAGGCCCCAGGGGACCACAAACCUGAAAUCCAGCCUGAAACCGGGUGGUACCGUGCAAUGUCAAAGGCCCACGGCCCCAAGGCAGGCGGGUGGGAAGGACGUGAAGGUGGUGCCUCCCGGACACGCGGCAGCGUCCCGAGUGACGCUGCCCCAAAACCAGCCUCGCAGCGCAUACAGCUCCAAAACUCAAGCACUUGAGAGUGAUUUCAGGAGUAGGAGAGAGAGGCUUAAACCAGAGCUGCCAAAGGCAAGUGUGCUACAGGCCAGGCGUGUUCCCAAGACCCCGUCGGCCGCGGAUCGUAAGAAGCAGCUGGAGGAGUGGUUGGCAUCCAAAGGCAAGACAUACAAGCGGCCGCCUAUGAUGCUGCUUCAGAAAAACCCGGGGAAGCUGUCCUGCAGAAAUGUCAAGGAGAAAGAGAAGCAAGAGAAACCAGAGCAGCGAGCCCUGGAGAAGAUCAACAACAUAUUAACUGAGUGCCUGAAGCUCGCUGAGGAGGGUGUCCAGGCAGAGGAGCUCUUUGCCGUGCUGUCCCACGUGCCCCAGGCAGAGAAAUUUGCCAAGUUCUGGAUCUGCAAAGCGAAACUGCUCGCCCGGAGCGGCCCUUUCGACGUGACGGGGUUGUACAAAGCGGCGGUCUGCGCGGGCGCUGUGCCGCUCCAGGAGCUGAGAGAAGUUGUCCUUGAUAUGUUGAAGGCUGCAGACCGAACUUCAGAAGGGCAAAAGGCUCAGCAGCCCGUUCCUGGGGACCCCACGACGCCUUGCCCGAGUGAGGGGCAGCACGUGGCAGUGACUCCCUGCCCGCUGGGCAGGUCCCUGACCAGCUUGCCGCUCUCCAUCAAGUUACAGGUUACAUCUGCAUCCAGAGCAAAGGAGCUGCUGGAAGGCCCAGAGCUGAAAUUCCUAACGCCGGUGCGGCGCUCGCUGCGGAUAGAGGGGGCUGGGAGCCGCUACCCAGAGAUGCUGAAGGACCACGACCCUGUGGUGUCAUCCCUCAGUGAACUCCUGGAUGCUGAGGAGGAGACUCAGUUCUUCUUCCGGAAAAACAAGGCUUUGCCAGAGGUGGCAGAGCUGGAGGGUUUGAGUUUGUAUCCCCCAGAGUGCUGCUGA
This is a messenger RNA of Leptosomus discolor (cuckoo roller), 2063 nucleotides long. The record is from RefSeq and is a predicted model, not a curated record. Lineage: Eukaryota; Metazoa; Chordata; Aves; Leptosomiformes; Leptosomidae.